This is a messenger RNA of Pyricularia oryzae 70-15, 1845 nucleotides long. RefSeq lists its product as uncharacterized. Bases 1 to 1845 code for a protein of 614 amino acids. The transcript has 4 exons. NCBI's taxonomy places the organism in Eukaryota, Fungi, Ascomycota, Sordariomycetes, Magnaporthales, Pyriculariaceae. The record is from RefSeq and is a predicted model, not a curated record.
AUGUCUCAAUCGACGAACAAUGCCAGCGUCAAGACCAGCUUCGAGCUGGCGUUGGACAAGUUCCGCGCUCAGCUUUCGGACCAAGAAAGGGUCAAAUUUGCUGUGACUAAAAAAGGAGAUUUACUGGUCGCCAUCCUCAACAUACAAAAUGAGCAGCGACUCUCAAAGAAGAUGGUAAACAUGCGGCGGGCUCAGGGGUUUAUUGAGGCCAUGGAACAGUUUGGCAAGGUUAUAGAGGUUUUUGUCAACUCGAGUGAGAUUUUGGCAUUUGUCUGGGGUCCCAUGAAGUUCCUCCUGUUGUCUGCGAAAUCUUGGACCGACUCGACCAAUGAGCUGUUGGAUACCUAUCAGCACAUCGCGGACAGCCUCCCAAUCUUUGAGGGCUACCAAGACCUCUUCAAAGAAGAUGGCGUAAUGCAAGAGACCCUCAAGCACGUAUGGGAGGUUAUUCUAGAUUUCCAUCUAGAAGCACUCGCCCAUCUCCGACAGAGAAUGGCAAAGAAGAUCUUCCAUGCUGUGUGGAAAGAUUUUAAAAGUCGUUUCCAGCCCAAAUUAGAUGAUCUCAAUCGGCUCAAGAAGCUCAUUGACAGACACGCGAGGCAGCUACACAUGAGACGCUACGAGGCCGACAGAGCCAGCACAGAGACUCACUGGGCCAAACUAUUUGCGGAGCUGGCACAGAACCGGAAGGCCUCCUCUGAGGACAAGAAGUAUCAGAGAUUACGGAGAUGUCGAGAAAUCCAAAGUUGGAUAAACCCACCUGCGGCGAUUGAGGAUCAUGAGGAGCAGCUUAGAGUGCGGGAAGACUUGCAAAAGGCAACAAACAAGCAAACGGGCCGCUGGAUCCUUGAGAACAAGGAAGUGCGGAGUUGGCUUGGGCCUGACGUCCCCAGAUCCUCCAUCGUCUGGGUGCAUGGGGUCCAUGGAGCCGAAUACGAAAUGUCUCUCGUGUGCCUGCAGUACUUGACAUUUGACUGCAACUUCGACUCGGAAUACCGGCCAGAGCUGGAAGAGGUAGAGGGGCAGACAGCCUUUCAAGAUUAUGCCGCUGCCCAUUGGGCAGACCAUGUCCUCAAGAUGAUCGAGGUAGCAGACAGGGCACCAGGCACGGAUGAGCCAUCCAUACCAUCUGAGGACAUGGCACAUGCAAUCGGCGAUUUCGGCGAGAUAUACCGUAUCGAUCUUGUCGUGGGAAGAGACGUCUCUCCCCCAAGCCCUAGAGCCUUGUCGAGACUUGGACUCCCGGCCAGUUUUGAUAUAAUCUGGCGGAUUGCUCAGCACGUGGAUUCGCUGCGAGGCACUGGUGAUCCCGACGAUGCCGUUCACCCGUCGACUCUAGCAAGAGCCGUCACAAGAAGCCGCGCCGCGUUGGAGAGUAGAGUCCUUCAAUCAGACCAGGAUGAGAAACGCAUCCUCGCCAAGUAUCAUGGCGAAAAUUCCUUCAAAUGCUGGAGGCGAACUUGCUACCACUUCCACGAAGGUUUUGGACUCAAAGAAGAACGCGAACACCACUUGAACCGCCACAAGAAGCCUUUUGAGUGUACAGAGCCGGACUGUGACUUUAGAUUAUAUGGCUUUGCGUCGAUGCCUGAGCUUAAGAAGCACCGUCGGAAUCAUCACCCAGACAAUUUUUCCACAUCUUUUCCAAGGCCUCCGAAAAAGACCAAACCUCGCAAAGUCGCAGAGCUCAAGUUCAAAUGCGAAUUUGAAGGCUGCACAGCGGCAUUUUCACGGAGGUCGGUUUUGAGAAGCCAUGCUCAGUUGCACGCGCUCAACUCACAUGGAGGGCAUAAGAUUGUAGCAAUGCCACAAAGUCGCAGCUUGCAGGAAAUGAUGCGCGAUUAG